AUGAAGGUGACAAUCCAUUGGAGUAAUAAAUCAGUUGACAUGAUGCUAGAGUUUUUAACUAAACUUUUACCGAAGGAUAAUUUGGUUCCAAAGUCAACUUAUGAAGCUAAAAAAAUACUACAUGAAUUGGGUUUGUCAUACGAGCUCAUUGAUGCUUGUGUAAAUGACUGUGUGCUCUUUUGGAAGGCGAAUACAACAUUGGAUAAAUGUCCAAAUUGUAAUGCUUCUAGAUACAAGACAAAUCAUGGUAGAGGUAAGAAGAUCUCUCGUAAGGUUCUUCGAUACUUCCCGUUAACACCGAGAUUGAAAAGGUUGUACAUGUCGAGAAAGAGAGCCGAGGAUAUGAAAUGGUUCAAUGAAAAACGUCUAGAUGACGAUGUAUUGAGGCAUCCUGCAGAUAGUGAUGAGUGGAAGGAAUUCGAUUCACAACAUCCUGAAUUUGCCUUGGAGCCUCGAAAUGUGACGCUAGGGUUGGUAACUGAUGGGUUCAACCCUUUCGGAAAUAUGAAUAACUCAUAUAGUUUGUGGCCUGUUGUACUCAUUCCGUACAACUUGCCACCGUGGUUGGCUAUGAAGGACCCAUUUUUCAUGCUAUCAUUACUUAUUCCUAGUGAAUCACAACUAGGAAUUGAUUUUGAUGUCUACAUGAGACCUUUAGUGGAUGAAUUGAAUGAAUUAUGGAAAAAUGGUACAUUGACCUAUGAUGCCUCUACUAGAAAGCGAAAGAGUAAAGCAUAUAAUGGCAAGCAUGAAAAACGGAAGAGAUCUUUGGUGAUACCGAUAGAAAAGAUUGAAGAACAAUUGGCCAGCGUGACGGGUGUCACAUAUGGAAAACAUCCAAGCAACAGAAAAAGACCUCGUCAGAACCCAAAUUGGACAAAGGUAAGCAUCUUGUAUGAGCUACCGUAUUGGAAGAAAAAGAGGCUUCGACACAACAUUGAUGUCAUGCAUGUGGAGAAGAACUUUAGUGAAAAUGUUGUUGGAACUAUGUUGGGAAUUGAUGGGAAGAACAAGGAUACAGAUAAGGCACGAAUGGAUUUAGAAGACAUGAAUAUAAGGAAAGAAUUGUGGCUGACAACAAAUCCCGAUGGAUCAUAUGUGAAGCCGCGAGCCAGCUUCUCAUUGACCCCUAAAGAGAGAGAGGGUUUCUUUGAAUUCUUGAAAUCAGUCAAGUAUCCAGAUGGGUACGCGGCAAACAUUUCGAGAUCAGUAAAUGCAAAAAAUGGUAGAUUAACAGGAUUGAAAAGCCACGACUGCCAUGUACUUAUACAACGGAUUCUUCCAAUUGGGAUGCGUGGUUACGUAGAUAAAGAGAUCAGUACAGCACACACUUUUUGA
Molecule: messenger RNA, 1338 nt
Organism: Camellia sinensis
Lineage: Eukaryota; Viridiplantae; Streptophyta; Magnoliopsida; Ericales; Theaceae
Source: RefSeq, a predicted model, not a curated record